Molecule: messenger RNA, 4490 nt
Organism: Pomacea canaliculata
Lineage: Eukaryota; Metazoa; Mollusca; Gastropoda; Architaenioglossa; Ampullariidae
Exons: 15
Coding region: 105-3008 (967 amino acids)
Molecular function (GO): dopamine receptor binding
Source: RefSeq, a predicted model, not a curated record
CGAAUUCUCGAUGUCACGUGGGACGCACGAGAAUUUCGAUGUGACAACUGCAUAGUCUGGAAAUGGAAACACCAUCAAGUGUGUGCUAGAUGUGAAAAGCUAGUAUGGAUGACAAGCUCAAAAUGGAUGGCAGGGCACUGCCAAGAAACAGAACAACCUCAGGGAGCUCCUUCUUCUAUGGCAGAAGAGCAGGACACUCAAAUUUCAGGGGACCACCACCUGUGCACGAACCAUAUACACAGUGGACACAAUUCAGUGGUAUGCCCACCCACAGUGGAUCACCUUCCUCUCUGCAACAAGUACUAGACUCCUUGGACACACCUGAUACCUCUUCAGGAUAUUUGUUCAAAAACUUGUCUACAGGAGAUGGGCUACACUCUACAGGUGUCCUGCCCUCAGGAAGUGUAGCAGCCAGCCAUUUUGAAAACACACACAUAAAUUUCUCCCACAGUUCGUGCCAGCCACAAAUGCAAUAUUCAGAGCAAGGGUGGGGUAUGAAUGAACUACCACAGACCAGCAGAUGCCAGGCUUUUGAGUGUGGGUCACCUGCUGAAGUGGACUUUUCCAUGUCUCGUUGCCAACACCUGCCCUCACAUUCUCACUCUGCUCAUAUUCCUACAUCACAUCCAUUUCCAUUUCCUGGAAUGUCUUCAGCAGUCUUGCCUUGUUCACCAGCAGCUGAUCAACACCAGGUUCUUCAUGCAGACUUUUCCCAGCCACCUCCUUCCAGCGAUUAUUUCAGGACUGUGAUUGACUUCUCCCGUCCACCUCCACCAAUGAAAGAUGUUGCUUUCCAUACAUCACCUUUAGAUCACCACACUUCUCUGCAUCCAGAAUAUCUUCGCUCAGGAUCCCAGCACAACAUUGGUUCUGCUGUCUCUGGCUUUCCUAGUGAUGCCAGACCAACAUCGCAGUGGUUUGGUUCUGAAAUUGAUCAAAGUUUGGAUCGAGAUCUACCAGAAUCUGAUGAUUGUUUCAGAAGUGAUAUAGGAGUAAAUAUUCCUCCUAGAUUUAGUCCUUUCAUGGGAGUUGGUGAAGGGUUGCAUGGGUCAGAACCCAAGCACACUUUUGUUUCUGACUCAGUACCAUGCAGUCCAGGCUUCCAAAAGGCACCCAGAAAGAUUACACGGCAGUAUUCCGAACCUGUCACUUCAACAGUAAAAACAACAGAAGAAGAGGCAGCAUAUGUAGAGGUUGUGGAACGGUCAAAUUCAUUUGGUCCUUCCUGCGAACAGUUAAAACAAGCCGAGGAUGCACAAAAACAAAAAGACAGAUGUACAGAAAAUCCAGCAUCAAGUACCGCUUCUGAGUGUCUACCCAACAAGCCUGUAAGAAGUGUAGCUUCAAGACCGUCUUAUUCUGAUGUGGCUAAAUCAACAAAAAUGAAAAACCCUCAUCAGAAAACUGAUUGUUUGUUUGGAAAGGAGCGAGAAGAAGCUGAACAUGUACUCAAAAGAAAAAGUUUGGAAACAGCUCCUCCAAAACCCUUUUUCAAACCUAGUCAAAAGUCUCAGGUCCAUUCCAAAUCCUCAACACGGACCAGGCCAGUUUCCUCUGAUACAAGCCAAAACUUUACGCUGCCUCACUCCAAGUAUGGGCUGGAUCAGUUUGAGGAUAUGGCAAGCAGUCUCUCCCGAGGUGGGUCACACAGCAGCAGCAUCGAGAGCUUGACGUCUCAACACCACCAUCACAAGUCAAGGAGCCCCAUAACCAUUUUGAACAAUGGCAAGCCAAACAACACCAGCAUCAAAGUUGCAGCAGCAGCUCAUAAGAAGGCAGAUUACAUCAACAAUGACCUGCGGGAAACAGGCAGCAGUAGCAGCAGCAAGCGCACCAACCAAACAGCUGCCCUCAAUCGGCAGAGUGCUAGCACUGCUGAGGAGAACCAAGAUCGAUCAUUUCUUGAUUACUUUGACUGGGUGUUAAUAGAUGAGUGGUUGAAAUAUUUUGCAGCACGGGGCCAGAUAAGUUGGGUCCAGUCUUAUCUCUGCUGUCCUCACCUUGCUGCUGUACCUGCUAGGCAUCAUCAUGUAUCUGGUGACUGGCAUGAUCCACCUCAUGGUAGUGAGCAUCAGCAAAAUUUGGGGACUUGCAAAGUCAAGCUUUUUAAAGUUGACGUGAACAGCCAGGGUGCUGAUGGGUGGAACAAUGGCUUUGAUUCUCGAAGGCGGAGCGGACUUGAGGAAAAUAUAGCAUUGCCUGCAACAGGAGAGGAGGCUAUGAAAAGACUCCUUGCCUGCAAAGGGAAGGAUCCCUAUAGCAUAUUAGGUUUGCGAUCAGAUGCAACAGACGAAGAUAUUAAACGCUAUUACCGCAAGCAAGCAGUCUUGGUACAUCCUGACAAGAACCAAGAACCUGGUGCAGAAGAAGCCUUCAAGAUUUUAGGACAUGCCUUUGAGAUGAUUGGUGAACCAGCAAAGCGCAAGCAAUAUGAUGCUCACAUUUUAGAAGCCACUGAAGCUGAAGCAGCUAUGAGAGAGUUCUCGGAUUUACUUACGAAACUCCAAGAAAAGAUCCAAGAGGCGGCUAACAUGAUGAGAUGUGAGCAUUGUGGAGGAAAACAUAAGCGCAUUCCUGUUGAUCGUCCUUGGUGUAGUGCUCGGUACUGUGAUAGAUGCAACAUUCACCAUACUGCCAAAGAGGGCGAUGUCUGGGCUGAGACAUCUAUGCUAGGAUUUCUUUGGCACUAUUAUGCCUGUAUGGAAGGCAAGGUAUACGACAUCACUGAAUGGGUGUCUUGCCAGCGUGACAGCUUUAAACACAUGAAGGCCAAUGCUCAUCCUGUAUUCUACCGAAUCCAGACAGAUGGAAACAGACGUCACCGGACAGGACAGUCUGGGGAAGCACACUUAGAAGACUUUAUCAAUCAGCUGUUCAAUAAAGCUUCCAUGCAACCAGAUGGCUUCUCACACCCAGAAUGGCAUUCUGGGACAGGGAACCAAAGUGCCUGGACUGGACCAAGUGCUGGAAAUGCCAAACGCUCACGCCGAAGAAAAAGGAAAAACUAAUGCAAUCUGCUGUUUGAAAGUAACGGCCUGUACCGAUCAUGCUUGGCACCUGCUGAUUGAGGAACAAGAGUGGUCACCUGAUGCAAUAGCUUUGUUGCACGACUUCUGUAAAUCAGUCUGGAAACUGCUGUGAUUUUGAGUAAAGUGUCGCUUUUGCAGAACCCUUGCAUUCUUCCCAUCUUGGCUGCAGUUUUGUGCAGUCAUUUAAUUAUUGCUGGCAACGAUUGCAGACUUUUUGCUAAACAGAAAUUUAACUCGUCACUAACAAAUCAUGAACAGUACAUGUGCUUCUUCUUGCUAAUGCUUGCCUUUGGUUGUUAUUUUUCGAGACAUUUUGUGGGGAGGUGGCAUUUACACUCUACUAUAAUUAUAAUGCACACCUUGCUCAGGUCUUGAGGCCAGCUCACCUUCUCAUUUCGCUGAUCAGCUGCUAACCAGCUGUUACUUGUGUCUCUUCAUUCUAGGACUUGCUUGUGCUUUAGGCUUUAAUUUCUUUUUUUUUAUGUUAGUCAGCUGAGUAUAUGGGGUGAGGGUACUCUUUCUGCCUGCAGAUCAAGCUGUGACUAGUUUUUUACUUCACCUGUAUUGGAAGACAACGUUGAGAUGAUUACUGAUUCAUUUGAGUUUUGUGUACGGUAAGUGGUGAUUUACAGAGAGAAACAAAUUAGGAUAAAAGUAAUCAUGAAACUGUGUUGCUGGUCAUGAGGGAAGGUUUGGUAGAACAUUUCAUUAUAAUUCAAAUUCCCCUUGGUUUUUGUUUUUCCUCCCUUGUUAGCAGCAAACGUAUGGAAGAAGGCAUAAUCGACCAAGCCAGUGACUUCCCUUGUGAAUUUAUGACCAACCUAAACAUCUCUUUUUAUCCUUUGGAUGCAUGCCACUCUUUUCGAGAAAGUUCACCUAUUUUUGAUCAAGUCUACAACAUUUAAGAGUCUAGCUACUCUGUAUUAUGAUGUGGUAUUGCAUGCUUAUCUAUUUUUAGUAGUACAUGAUUAUUUGUAAAUGAAAUAGCUUUUACACUUUCUAAGAUUUAUAAUUGUACUUCAUAUGCUUAGAAAAUUAAGAAAAGAUUAUAUCAAAUUUGCAUCAGGUAGAUGUUGGUAAAGAUUGUGUAAGGUCACAUGUUUGCUUUUGUACGACUGUUGCAGAUUUAACUAACAAUUAUCAGGAAAUAAAGAUUCUGUUUUGCAGCCUGGAAGCUUUCUAUCUGGAUCUGGGAUCCUUGUAAGAACAGUCAAAUGUUAAUGAUCCAGCUAUUUAUUACACUAUUUUGCACAGGUAGGGCUUGUUGCCCAGUAUUCUAACACACAGAUUUUACUUUCAAAUUUAACUUUAAGGUGAGGUGCACUGAUAUUGCUCAAGUCCAUGAUAUGUAACAACCUGUCCCGUUCUCACACCCAACAGAAUAUACAAGGUACACAGAAGAGCACUUAGAAAUUGUACACAUUAGACAGGUGUUAGACAUGGAUUAUCUUUAAAAAAAAA